AUGAUUGAUUAUGUUUUACUAAUUGGUAUAAAAACUUUAGCUGAAUGCCCCCAAAUUGGUUUAUUCGCUGAAAAGAAAUCACAAUCUAAAUAUAUAGACAAUUUAGAAAAUGUUAAUGUAGAAUGUGAUAAAUGUGAGUUUUUUGAAAUUCAAUUUGAUUAUUCACCACUAUCACACACAAAUGUCGUGGUAUUCGCCACCAUGUUAUGCAAACAAGAUUUAUGUUGCAAAAAUUAA
This is a messenger RNA of Heterostelium album PN500, 237 nucleotides long. RefSeq lists its product as uncharacterized. Bases 1 to 237 code for a protein of 78 amino acids. The transcript has 4 exons. The record is from RefSeq and is a predicted model, not a curated record. NCBI's taxonomy places the organism in Eukaryota, Evosea, Eumycetozoa, Acytosteliales, Acytosteliaceae.